CUUUUGAAAUUUUCUGUGGAGGGGGGUGCGGAGGAAGUUUAUGGCGGUGGAAAAAGAAAUUCCCCGCUACUUACUUUCUUUUGCUCUUCGAAAUUGAAGUUUGGUUGCAGUUCGCAAAUCUUGGAGCCAUGGAAGAAACCAGGGAUCCUCCUAUCAGGAUUAUGAAAUUUGUCUCUGAAGAGCAAUUGGAUGAAGCGAAAAGAACAAGGGGUGAACGAGUUGAGGACGGCACUGCCCAGAGAGAUAGACCUCUCUACGAUAUUCUGAAGGAGAACAAGGAUAAAAAGGAUGCAGAAUUCAAUGAAAGAUUCAAGCACAGACCACCUAAAGCUUUAGACGAAGACGAAACUGAGUUUCUUGAUAAUUAUGAAGCAACAAGACGGGAAUAUGAACGACAAGUGGCAGACGAGGAAGCCCAACAAAUCCGAAGCUUUCAGGCAGCAGUGGCAGCACAGUCCAACAUUGUGCAUGAAAUUAAGGAAAAAAACCCUUUACCUGUCGUCCAGGAACAAAAAUCUGCUGUAAAGAAGAAUCCAGCCUCUCGUCCAUUAGGCAUGAUUAUUAAAGUCAAACCCCAAGCUAAAAAAGCAAGAUUGGAUGAAGAAAAUACUGAGGAAAUUUCAAAAGCAGGAAACACUCCUCCGAAUGAUAAGAAUAAACGAUGAGCCACAACCACAGUGGUCCUGCUCACCAUCACUUUAUCUAAGGCAUCUUGAACAACUCUCUCUGACUCAGCGUCCAGUGCACUUGUGGCCUCAUCAAGUAGCAGAAUCUUUGGACUUUUAAUUAUAGCACGUGCAAUGGCCACCCUUUGCUUCUGCCCACCAGACAGUUGGAUUCCCCUUUCUCCCACUACUGUAUCAUAACCCUUGUAAUAGGAAAAACACAAAACACACAUCUUAAACGCUAAUCACGUCUGGCUAUGUGAACAGUUCACUGAAGACGACAACACUAGAAAUGAAACUUUAGUAGCUAAAAGACACAAUGAGGCUAACCAAAUACAUAGUAAUGGUGUUGGGUUUUACCUGUUGUAAGCCACUAACAAAGCCAUGUGCAUUGGCCAA
Molecule: messenger RNA, 1064 nt
Organism: Vigna angularis (adzuki bean)
Lineage: Eukaryota; Viridiplantae; Streptophyta; Magnoliopsida; Fabales; Fabaceae
Exons: 8
Coding region: 129-665 (178 amino acids)
Cellular component (GO): nucleus
Source: RefSeq, a predicted model, not a curated record